CAACUUCUUUUCUUCAGCGACAUUUGAAGCAUUCCAUUAGCUUUCUCCUUUUUUUGCUGUCUCUUUACAAUCUCCGUCGGAAAAAGGAGAUUUUCUGGGGAUACAAAAGCAGAGCUUGGUUUAGCUUUGGCUGAGAAGCAAAGUGAUCAAUUUUUGAGUUUCUUUGAUCUUCUGCGAUGGCGGUUGCGCCGGCAAGAGCUCGUUCGGACUAUGAUUACCUCAUCAAGCUCCUUCUCAUCGGCGAUAGCGGUGUGGGGAAAAGUUGUUUGUUACUGCGUUUCUCCGAUGAUACUUUCACUACUAGUUUUAUUACUACCAUUGGAAUUGACUUCAAGAUAAGAACUAUUGAACUUGAUGGGAAGCGUAUCAAAUUGCAGAUAUGGGACACAGCUGGUCAAGAACGUUUUAGAACUAUAACUACAGCAUAUUACAGGGGAGCUAUGGGUAUAUUGCUUGUCUAUGAUGUAACGGAUGAGUCAUCCUUCAACAACAUUAGGAACUGGAUGAAGAACAUAGAGCAGCAUGCCUCAGAUAAUGUCAACAAAAUUUUGGUUGGCAACAAAGCUGACAUGGAUGAAAGCAAAAGGGCUGUCCCAACUGCAAAGGGCCAAGCUUUGGCUGAUGAGUAUGGAAUAAAAUUCUUUGAGACGAGUGCGAAAACAAACCUCAAUGUCGAGUCGGUUUUCCUUUCUAUCGCAAAAGACAUUAAACAAAGGUUGACAGAAACCGAUACAAAGGCAGAGCCCCAAGGCAUCAAGAUCACUAAACAAGAUGCUGCUUCAUCUUCUUCUACAACCGAGAAAUCAGCUUGCUGUAGUUACGUUUAGGAGUAUGAUCGCUCUUUUUUCGCGUGCACCGGUUUUUAAUCUUUGCCAUCUUUUUCAUCUCUUACGUCUCAAAUCAGAGAUCGUUCUUAUGUUGUUACUUAGAACGAGUAGGAAAUCUCAUUGAUGGCUGUGAUCUUUAUGUCUAAUUUGUUAUCUCCAUAAUUCCGUACAAUGACCUUCCUGAUAUGGAAGGCUAUGUUGGUCGAAAAACUAUGUUAAAGACUUUGGAUUUAUGAAAAAUCAAUCUGUUGUAGUGUGUAUAA
Messenger RNA from Eutrema salsugineum, 1090 nucleotides. RefSeq names its product ras-related protein RABE1d. Lineage: Eukaryota; Viridiplantae; Streptophyta; Magnoliopsida; Brassicales; Brassicaceae. Gene Ontology annotation, molecular function: GTP binding; GTPase activity. Gene Ontology annotation, biological process: regulation of exocytosis; protein secretion. Gene Ontology annotation, cellular component: plasma membrane. The transcript has 8 exons. The coding region runs from base 177 to 827 and encodes 216 amino acids. The record is from RefSeq and is a predicted model, not a curated record.